Micromonas pusilla CCMP1545 is the source of this 1272-nucleotide messenger RNA. Its product is annotated as type II secretory pathway family protein. Gene Ontology annotation, molecular function: transmembrane protein transporter activity; signal sequence receptor activity. Gene Ontology annotation, cellular component: chloroplast thylakoid membrane. The record is from RefSeq and is a predicted model, not a curated record. Bases 1 to 1272 code for a protein of 423 amino acids. The transcript is spliced from 2 exons. NCBI's taxonomy places the organism in Eukaryota, Viridiplantae, Chlorophyta, Mamiellophyceae, Mamiellales, Mamiellaceae. Gene Ontology annotation, biological process: SRP-dependent cotranslational protein targeting to membrane, translocation.
AUGGGCGGCAAACUCCCGGAGAAGAUCGCGACCGUCCUCGCCCUCCUCGUCGUGUCGCGAAUCGGGACCUACAUUCCGAUAUCCGGCGUCGACAGAGCCGCGUUCGCGGAGUCGCUCGCGGGAGGCGGCGGGAUGCUCGGUUACGUCGACACGCUCACGGGCGGGAGCAUCUCGAAGCUCGGGAUCUUCUCCCUCGGGAUCGUUCCUUUCAUCAACUCGUCGAUCAUCUUCCAGCUCCUCACUUCGGUGUUCCCGAGCCUGAGCAAGCUCCAGAAAGAAGAGGGCGAGGCUGGCAGGAGGAAGUUCAUGCAGUACCAGCGCUACGGCGCGCUCGCGUUCGCGGUCGUGCAAGCCGUCGGUCAGUGCCUGUACGUCCGGCCGUACGUCGAGGACUUCAGCUUAGGGUGGUUAGUCGAGUCCAGCGCGGUUCUCACCGCGGGGGCGAUGAUCCUGCUGUACAUCGGCGAGGUAUUGAACGAGCUCAAGCUCGGGAACGGGACGUCGCUGCUGAUCUUCACGAACAUCGUGUCCUCGCUCCCGUCGUCCUUCGGGCAGACGUUGUCCGAGGCGGGCGAGAAGGGCGACAACGCGGUUCUCCCCGUGUUCUUUGGCGCGUUCUUCCUGAGCACGCUCGGGAUCGUGUACGUGCAAGAGGCGGAGAGGAAGAUUCCGAUGAACUACUCCACGCGGUUCCAAGCCGGUGGCCUCGCGAAGAGCUCGUACUUGCCGUUCAAGGUGAACUCCGCGGGGGUGAUGCCGAUCAUCUUCGCGUCUUCGCUCCUCGCGCUCCCGGCGACGAUCGCUCGGUUCGCGCCGAACCCGGUCAUCAUCGGCGCCGCGAAGGCGGUGUACCCCGGCGGCGCGGCGUACGUCCCGGUGAACAUCGCGCUCAUCUGCUUCUUCAACUACUUCUACACGUUCCUUCAGUUGGAGCCGAAGGAUGUCGCGGAGCAGUUGAAACGACAGGGCGCGUCGAUCCCGGGCGUGCGACCGGGGGCGACGACUCGAGACUACAUCACGCGCGUGCUCUCGAAUUUGUCUCUCCUCGGAAGCGUGUUCUUAGGCGUCUUAGCGCUGACGCCGACCGCGGUGGAGGGGAUCACCGGGCUGACGACGUUCCGGGGUUUCGCGGGGACGUCGUUGCUCAUCCUCGUCGGCGUCGCGACGGACACGACGAGGAAAGUGCGCUCGGAGCUCGUGAUGCAAAAGUACGACACGAGUUUGGACGACUUUUACGGGGAUUCGGGCAAGGGGAAGAAGAAGAUGCGGUGA